GAGUAAUGUAAUAUAUGUCUGUAUGCAAUUAACUUCCCUUAUCUAUCCUUUGGCUUUUAAUAAUAAUAAGAAAAAAGCUGUCACUUUUUCAUUUCUGAUUUUAUUUCGGCCUAUUUGAAAACUUAUCGGCAUUCAAAACGCUCGAUUAUCUAUUGCCCUGCGUUAUCGAAGAAUUCAGUGAGUUCCAAAGAGACUGGUUGCUUGUCAACUGACUGCAGUUGCAAUGCUUGUUGAACAGUUCCAUCUGGUAUUUAGGCACUUGGAAUCCAUUAUAUCAUGAGUAGCCCUGACCAAGUCAGAAGGUAUACAAGGACUAGAAGUAGAAGGAGAAUGUUGAAUGUUGAUCUUAAUUCUGUGCCACCAUGUGAGAACAGGGAUCAUGAGGGGCCUUCGAUUCACACUAGGUCACAGGAUAGACAAGCGGCUCAAGGGGUCUCCUCAAUGCCUCUGUCAAUUGAUGUUGAGGCGUUGGAUGAUGAUGUUGUUAUUUCUUCGCCUAGGGCAUUUGCUGAAGCUAAAAAUAAUUCAAGACGGGCUCGCGAACAGACAAUUGUGGUGGACCUCGAUUCUGAUGAAAGGCCGGCCCGCUACAAGCGCAGAAGGGUUUCUACCAACCAGACAAUUAUAAAUUGUGACCUAUACAUAAAUUUGGAUGGCAGUGGCACCUCUAAGAGAAAGAGUGUACAAACGGUAACUUUGCCUCCAUCACCUCCCCCUCCACCUCCACCACCAAAGGAGCCCACAUUCAGCUGUCCUGUUUGCAUGGGGGCAUUAGUUGAGGAGACAUCAACAAAGUGUGGUCAUAUUUUCUGCAAGGCUUGCAUCAAAGCUGCUCUAGCUGCCCAGAACAAAUGUCCUACAUGCAGGAGAAAGACAACUGCCAAAGAUAUCUUCAGAAUUUACCUUCCCACCACUUCAAUUGCCUGAGGAAGCAUCCUUUCAUUUUUAUGCUUCCAAAUGUGCAAUAAUUGUGGGAGCUUGUCCCGGAAAUUUGGGCAGAGCAAAUAUGUGGAAAAGAUUAUGUAAGGUGAUUGUCUUUGCGGAUAGUUUAUUACUGUAUUUUAUCAUUAUUAGCUACCAACCCAGAAAAAUUUGCUUUUAGUAUCUUAGACCGAGUCUCUUGCAUAGAGCUCUAUUGGUGGUUUUUAAAUUGCUUUUGGUUAUCUUAUUGUGUAUGAUUUCAAAUGCUUAUGAGUUGAUACUGGACUAUUGCCAUCUUCUAGAUGCCUAGUGAAGUGUUUCUAAAAAUCAAAUCUACUUUCUUGUUCUCUAUUUGGCUUUAUUUUCUCAUGGAUUCUAUGGAAAUAGUUGAUGCACAAGAAAUUUGUAUAGCCUUGAUAAGUUGGGUAGUCUUGAGGUUUUGGUUAUUUUUCAUGGGAUUAUUCAUCACUUAUUAAAUAAGUGUAUUAAUCUAAAG
Messenger RNA from Striga asiatica, 1417 nucleotides. Lineage: Eukaryota; Viridiplantae; Streptophyta; Magnoliopsida; Lamiales; Orobanchaceae. The record is from the annotation of a GenBank genome assembly.